Molecule: messenger RNA, 2673 nt
Organism: Sparassis crispa
Lineage: Eukaryota; Fungi; Basidiomycota; Agaricomycetes; Polyporales; Sparassidaceae
Exons: 3
Coding region: 1-2673 (890 amino acids)
Biological process (GO): ergosteryl 3-beta-D-glucoside catabolic process
Molecular function (GO): steryl-beta-glucosidase activity
Source: RefSeq, a predicted model, not a curated record
AUGCCACAAGUACCUUCAGUCUCGCCUGUCACUGGCGAACCCGUCCCACCCUAUUUCAUCCAUACUACCGACCGUCAUUUUGUCGAUAACGCUGGCCGUACGCUCAUCCUCCGCGGUGUCAACCUAUCUGGAUCGGAUAAGGCACCGGUGGACAGGCCUUCAUACAUCCUCGAAGAUUUUUGGGAAUCAGGAGAGACUGGCGGUGAGAGCUUUGUCGGACGCCCGCUCAAUCUUGACGAUGGCUCUGCGGACAUACAUCUCUCCCGGUUGCGAGGGUGGGGCUUCAAUAUGCUGCGAUAUGUUGUCACCUGGGAAGCCUUAGAGCACGCGGGGCCAGGGAAAUAUGAUUCUGCCUAUAUGGACUAUACUGUCCGAGUACUUCGGAAAUGCAAGGAGUAUGGCUUCAAGAUAUAUAUGGACCCCCAUCAGGAUAUUUGGUCACGUUUUUCUGGUGGAUCCGGGGCACCUUAUUGGACGCUUCUCGCAUGCGGCUUGGAUCCCCGCCACUUUACCGCUACACAGGGUGCUAUCGUGCAUUGCGAGUAUCCCACACCAAUAGAGGUAGAGCCUGCAACGCUUCCUCCGAUGAUUUGGAGCACGAAUUAUGGGAGGCUAGUCUCACAGACACUCUUUACAUUGUUUUUCGCGGGGCGCGACUACGCGCCGAAGUGCAUCAUCGACGGUGAGAACAUCCAGGAUUACCUGCAGAAACAUUUCAUUUCCGCGUUCGGCGCGCUCGCGGACCGUAUUCGCGCCGCGGGGGACCUACUAGACGAAUGCGUGCUCGGAUGGGACAGCAUAAACGAGCCGUACGAGGGAUUUUGCGGAUACCCGGACCUGAACGCGGUGCCAACACAGCAGACGUCAACGCUGAAGAAGGGAACGUUCCCAACGCCAGCGCAGUCGAUGCGUCUUGGAAUGGGCCAACCGCAGACGGUGCAGAACUGGACGUUCGGUUCGAUGGGCCCUAAACGCGAUGGGACCGUCACGAUUGACCCGAACGGCUGGAAGGUGUGGGUGGACCCUGACAGCGAACCGGGCGGCGUGCACCCGCGCUGGGGCUGGCGGCGCGACCCUGGGUGGAAGCUUGGGAUGUGUAUAUGGGCGCAGCACGGUAUCUGGGAUGUCGAGUCGGGCUUCGUGAUGCUGCCAGACUACUUCAGGUCCUCACCUUGUGACCCAGAUCAUGACGUCAUGUUUAUCGAGGACUAUUGGCGUCCCCAUUGGCAGGCAUUUGCUGCGCGAAUGCGCCAGUCACACCCAGAGGCCAUCUUGUUCGUAGCACCGCCAGUCUUCGCACCCCCUCCUCCCAUCACCGACGACGAGCUUCGUGGGCGCUGCUGCUACUCGACUCACUACUACGAUGGUCUCACGCUGGUAACGCGGCACUGGAAUUGGUUCAAUGCCGACGCACUUGGCCUACUCCGGGGCAAAUAUUCAUCGAAAUUGCCAGCAGUGAAGAUCGGCGAGAGUGCCAUCCGCAAGUCUUUGCAGCAGCAACUGGGAAUACUGAGGGACGAUGCGCUGAUCCUUGGCCCUUACCCGACCAUCAUCGGAGAGAUAGGCAUACCGUACGAUAUGGAUGACAAGAAGUCGUACGGGUGGACAGAUGAUGGGAAGUACAAGGGUGACUACUCCUGCCAGCAGAAGGCCCUUGACGCAAGCUUGAAUGCCGCAGACGGACCGAAUGCGCUUAGCUACUCUAUCUGGACUUACUGUCCGGACCACACACACCCGUGGGGCGAUAAUUGGAACAUGGAAGAUCUCAGCAUCUGGAGUCCGGAUGACCUGCGCCCACGGGAGUCAAUCAGGAUGGGAAUGUCGGCUGCCUCAUCGUCGAAAUCACUCGUGACAAAAUCGAUCAAGGGAGUCCCGAUAAUUUUGACAGCUUCGGCGGCGCCGUCGUCAUUAUCACUCGCGACACUGCCGCUCGAAACCGGUGCUGUCGACGGCGAGACAAAUAACGCGGAGAUCACCUCCUUCGGGCAUUGGGAAAAUGCUUACGACUUCCUGACCGAUGGUGCAAGAGCUGUCAAGGCUUUUUGUCGUCCCUUUCCCACUGCUAUUGUCGGGGUGCCCAAAGACAUUCAGUUCAACGUCUCGAAGGCCGAGUUCAAGUUUACUGUUUGCGUACGCCCAGAAGAUGCGCCUAGGGCGGAGGGUCUCUCUGCACCGAAGUCAUCUUCGUCAUCAAUGACCUCCACUGCUGUAGAUGACGACGAAUCCGAGGAUGUACUCGCUACCGAGAUCUAUGUGCCUCUAGUCCACUACGGCAGCGACGCACUCGUCACACGAUUUACAGAGCAACAAUGUGACGACACCUCUUCGACUCCCGUUCUGGAUGGACCGUUGGCGAAAGAUUUCGGCCCGUACAGAUCGCAGAACGUGUCCGUUUCGAACCUCUCCGACGGCACCCCUUCCUAUUUGACGCCGUUCGCCCCCAGCGCUGCACCUCUGGCCCUUUCAGUGCACGUUUCUGACGGUAGAUGGGCUGUCGAGGGGCAGACACUGAAGUGGUGGUACGGUGUACCGGCCCCCGGCGCACCCGAGCGAGAAUACACGAUCACAAUCACGCGUGCCGGCGGUGUCAUCAAGACUGCAGAGGAGACAGAGCCCACGCAGGGCUUGUGGGCGGAGUGGUGCUCGUGUUUGAACGGAUGCACUAUUAUGUGA